Mytilus californianus (California mussel) is the source of this 848-nucleotide messenger RNA. Its product is annotated as galanin receptor type 1-like. Gene Ontology annotation, biological process: G protein-coupled receptor signaling pathway. Bases 1 to 723 code for a protein of 240 amino acids. Gene Ontology annotation, cellular component: plasma membrane. The record is from RefSeq and is a predicted model, not a curated record. Gene Ontology annotation, molecular function: G protein-coupled receptor activity. Lineage: Eukaryota; Metazoa; Mollusca; Bivalvia; Mytilida; Mytilidae. The transcript has a single exon.
AUGGCUCUAGAUUUUAGUGGUUUUCUUGCUGGAAUAGCAUCGAUUGUUCAUAUUGUUUUCUUAUCGGUUGUUAGAUAUUUUAUCAUAGUUCAUCCGUUUAGAAGCUAUGUUCUUCUUACUAAUUUACGUGUCAUCUUUGUGACAAUUGGAAUCUGGGCGUUAAGCACUGGAAUCGCUGUUCUAUACACCUAUGCUGUACUCAUAAAAGGAUCCGAAGAUACUAGACUUGAAGAAACAACAAACCUCGUUUUAACGAUUUUAUUUUCCGUUCUCCCUGUUCUCUUUAUAACAAUUUUGCAUGUUUUGAAAGCAAAAGUUCUCAUUAAGUCCAUUUCAAACUGUUCGCAAACUGUACGGAACAUGUCACGUGUUGUUACAAUUAUCCUGACUAGUUUCAUUAUAACGACAACACCAUCUAGCACAAUUGACAUUAUGAUCAUAUCAUUAGGAUACCAUUACACUAAAACGCGAUGGUUUUUUAUUACAUCACAAGUAGCAAAAAUAUUGCUAUUUUUAAAUUUUACUGUAAACCCAUUCGUUUAUUUUGUGAAUUCAAUUCAGUUUCGAAAAAGUUUUAAAACAUGUUUCGGAAGAAAUGGACACAGUAGAGGUGAUACUACACAUACAAGUAACAUACAUGCUUCGAAUCGCGAACGCUCCUUGUCUAACUUAUCUUUAUCGAGAUCACAGCAGAUACAAUUGGUAGAAUCAACCAGACUUUAAUUACACGGAUAAGAUUUUUCUAUACUAUGUUCAAUUUUUCUUAUCAGUCCAUAAAAACUAAGUACUGAAUUUUAAAGUUUAUAAAACGAAUGGUGGCAAGCAGAGACCUUUUAUUGUAAACGCAU